UUUGAAAAAUAUAUCUUUCAAAAAUAGAAUAUUGAUUUGUUUGAAAAAUUUGUAGCAAAAUUCAAGAAUAAUAUAAGGAUAAUGUAUUUCCAUAAAAUUAGAGUUUUAUUAAAUGAUUAUUAUAUUUCUUCAAGUAUAUUUUUGUAGGCUCGUUACGUAUGCAAUUUCUUGUUUUAUGAAGAACAGAAUAAAUGAUAAUCAGACGAUGCUUUAAUGGAUGUAACUAUUAGGACUCAUCAUUCCAACUAGGAUUUAUUACCUUUUGUUGAAUCUUUUAUUGUUUCAAUGUUGUUUUGUUCAAAAGUAGUAUCUGCUUUUUUGAUCAAUUACGUUCUUUUUUCUUUAACUACUACAUUUAGUGCGCAAUUCAUCAGAUUUAACAUUUUAUCAUUUGAUGAAAAUUUAUAAAAUAAUUCUUCAAUUUUAUUAGAGAAUUCCAAUCUUAUUAAGAUAAGAUAUGCAAUAGAAAGUGUCGAUUGUCAAAAAUGCCAUGAAUUUUUCGAACGAUCCAAUAUGAAAAAUAUGACAUAUUUAUUUUUCGCUAAUCUUUACUAUGUAUCCGUAGAAACCAUUCAUCUGAAUGCAAAUCAAUUUAAAUAACAAUAACAUAAUUUCAAGAGACGAAUACGGCUAAUGACUCACACAUUUCAUAUCGUUUAACUUUGAACUAAUUUAAUAACUAAAUUAGUGAUUUACAAAUAAAUGAAAAAAACGAAAAAGCUUAAGUAACUGACUGACAUUUUUUUAAAGUAUGGUUGAUCGCUCUGAAACUUCAAAUGCAAAUUUAGAAGAUAUUACAAAAGCAUUAGAAGAUAUGGACAGUUUAGAUAUAAAAUUAUUUAAUGACACAUUUAAAAAUUCAAAUUCCAACAGUGUUCUCAAAGAUUUUAAUAUACAAUCUGAUGGAGAAAUUAAAAAAAAAGUUAUAUUUAAAGAUUCUAAUGAGGAUGAUUUAUUAACUGAUUUGUUAUCUGAUGAAGAAAUUUCUGUAAAAGAAGAAAAGAAUCAGUUUACAUCUAAUAUCAAAAGUAACUUGAUGGAAGAUCUUUUCAAAAUCAAAAAUCCAGUUACAUCUGCAAAUAUUAAAUCAAAUAAUGAAUUGGGGUUUCAUUUUGAGCAAGCAGAAGCUAAUCGGUUGUCUUUAGAGAAACUACCUGAUUACUCAAUUUCUGAAAAUAAUUUUGCUUCUCAAAAUGAAUCAGUCAAAGACAGAAACACACAAAAGCUGAAAAAUGUAUCUCAAAAUGAAGAGGAUAUUUUAACAAGCUUAAUUGAUAAAUCUGAUGUAAUAGAUAAAACAAGGAGACCAUCUUUAAGAGAGCAUCUAUUUGAAAAUCAAUCUAAUUUAUCAAAUGUUAUGGAUUCUAUCAUUCCUAAAAAUAAUAAGAAAAUAGAAUUAGAAACUAUGGCUCAGUCCACAAAUACUAUACAUGAAUCAAAAUUGGAUACUACUAAUGUAUCGACUAGAUCUUUUACAAAAGAAUCUCGUAGAGGUAGGAGAAAUACAAAAAUCGUGAAUGAUCCCCUUGGUUUGCUAUCAGCUGAUUUACUGCUGGAUCAAAGUCCUGAAUUGGUAUCAAAUGGAAAUGUACCACCUAAGAAUUCUAUUAUACAAAAUACCAAAACAAAAAAAGAUUUACCAGAAUGGUUAGGUGGUUCAAAAAAAUUAGAAGAUAAAAAAUCAGAAAUAAGAAUGGAAGCAAUAGCUGAAAUUGAUAAAAUAGAUACUUCUAAACAAAAUGUUGAAAUUCACGAUGCAAACAGUACAAUAAAUCUAAAGACAUCUGGCGCAAAUGAUUUAGGAGAUGCAUCUAUUUUUCCAGAACAUUUUACACUGUUGCAUAGUACACAAUUAAACCAACAAAAUGCACUUGUAAAUAUGCAACAACAAGAACAUGAAUUAAGAACAGCAGCAAUACUUUCUCAACAAAACGAACAAUUAAAUAAAAUAUCAAGUGCUCAACAUUCCAUGCUGCAUAAUCAAGAGGAACAAUUUAAUGCUCUUCUAAAACUACAAUUUGAAAAACAGCUUUUAUUGGAGAAACAAAUAAAAAUGCAGCAAGAACGUAUUAAUCAAUAUAUGCAUGUUUUGAUGACACAGCCAGGAUCAGUAUCAAGUACUACAUCGAUUUAUACAAGUUGCAAAUCGGAUUUAUGUGAAGAGGAAAAGAAGUUUGUAAAUGAAAUAAAAGAAAUGAAAGAUAUAAUAAAAAGACUGGAAGGAGAAAAAUCAAAAUUGGAGAAUAAAUUAUCUACCAUAGAUGAAAAAUACAAUAAUGAAAUAUCAUUUCAAGCAGAGUUUUAUGAAAGACAAAUUUCAUUUUUAAAGGAUUCAAUAACAAAAUCAGAAGAAAGAGUUAAACAGGAAAUAGAAUAUUUAGAAACAGAUUAUAUAACAAAAUUUGAAAAGUUAAGAGAUGAAAAAUUACAACUAGAAAAUCAAUGCAAAAAAGAAAUUCAUAAUCUAAAGAACAAACAUGCUCAACACAUAGAAGAACUUUGUAAACUACAUUCUGAAAAUGUAACACUAUUGCAAAGGGAAUAUUAUAAUAUAAUAGAAAGUAUAUCUAAAGCUAAGCAAAUAGAAGCUCAAAUGAUAGAGACUAUGACAACUCGGAAGACUGACAUAGAGGAUAUAUUACAAAAAGCUAAUGUUAUUAUUGAGGGUAUGGUAGAAAACAAAAAUAGAUUAGAAAUUAAACAUAAUGAAAUAAUGGAAUCUGAAGCAAACAUUUUAAAAUUACAGGAAGAUGACAUAAAAGCUCAAAAACAUGAAUUAAAAUAUCAAAAUAGUGUUUUAGAAGAACAUCGUAAUAAAUUUAUAGAAACAACAGAGAAAUUUGACACUCAUCUUACACAACUUAUAACUGAACUUCAAAAGCAAAGUACAUUAUAUACUCAAGCAACAGAAACACUUCAGAAAAAAACAACAAAUCUUUUGCGAGAAAAAGAAUUAUUUGAAGAAAAAAUGAAGUGGGAACGAGACUAUAUGCAGGCAUUAAAGGAAGCCUGGGUAAAAGAACAAGAGAAACAAUUAAAAUUGCUUGCAGAAGAAAAAGAAGUAAUAGCAAUUGAAAAAACACACUUAGAAGUUUUAAACAAAUUGAAAAGUAAUAGUGGUGAAACUAUUAAAGUAGAGUUGGAAACUGCUAUUAAAACUGCACAGGACGCAAAUGCAUCUGCUAGCAGAGAAAAAUUAAAAUGGCAAGAAAAAAUUAAUGAGCUUAAUGUUUAUAAGCAAAUUCUACAAGAUAAGGAAAAUUUACUCAUUUUACAUGCCAAAGAACUUGAAUAUCUUACGCAGUCGGCUUUAACUAAAAAGGAAGAAGGAGUAAAAGCUUUAAAAAAUGCAAAACAUUUAGAAAAUCAGAAUAAAGAAAAAUUUAAUCAGCUACGAAUACAAAUUCAAGCAUUGAUGGAAAGAGAAAAAAAAGUUGCAACUGAAAGAUAUAAUGUUACAAAAGAUAAAAUUAAAGGAGUCUUAUCUGCUUAUGAAACUGAAAGACCAGAAAGGGAUGUUUCACAUAACUUUCAGAAUGAGAUAAUACCUUCCUCUGGAAUACAAUCAAAAUCUGAGAUCACUACAGAAUUAAUGAGUAUUGUAGAUCCAAAUUUAAUUAUGUUAAAAUUAAACAUUAAUGAUGACUUUAAAUCUAUUAAUAAAUACAUGUAAAGCUUUGAAUCAAUAUUUUAUAAAGAUUUUAAAAUCAUAAUUUAUACAAGACUUUAAUAUUUGCAGCCAAUAUCUUUAAUACUUAAAAAUAAAGUUAUGUACAAAUA
Messenger RNA from Bombus pyrosoma, 3780 nucleotides. RefSeq names its product myosin-1 (gene twy). The transcript has 13 exons. Gene Ontology annotation, biological process: establishment of epithelial cell polarity; cilium assembly. Gene Ontology annotation, cellular component: ciliary transition fiber; ciliary basal body; centriole. Bases 752 to 3673 code for a protein of 973 amino acids. NCBI's taxonomy places the organism in Eukaryota, Metazoa, Arthropoda, Insecta, Hymenoptera, Apidae. The record is from RefSeq and is a predicted model, not a curated record.